CGUCAUUGCAUCAAUUUAGGCACAGCAAAAAAUUCAUGAAUGCUUGACAACCCUAUUUCAGGCGCAAGAGCUGUCAAAAUGUGCAUGAGUUUUGCUUUGCAUGCAUUGCAUUGAAAUUUUUCCAAAUGGAGGACUCGCCAAAAAAUGAUAAAAAGUGGACGCACGAGCGCAAAAAGUUGCUUAUCAACGUACGACUCAGCCACGAAAGUAAUUUCGCAACUAAAACAAAACGUAGCACAAUUUGGCAGAAAAUUAGGCGGGAUAUACUGAAAAAAGACAAUACUUUUCCAUUUUCUCUCGAUGAAAUAAUGCGCUGCUACACCAACUUGUUGGGCACAUAUAAGCGAAUAAAGAGAAGAAGCGCAACGUCCGGCAAAGCUGCCACCAAUUGGGAGUUCUUUGAGGAAAUGGACGAAGUUUACGGCACACGCUGCAGCGUCGUUGUACCUAAGAAUACGGUGAAACGUUCUUUAGAACCAACAGAAAAUGAAAACUCUUCUUCAUCGCCUUCGCCUUCUCCUUCGGCAUCCCCAGAUGUCACGGAUACGAUAAGAAUCCGAAAACGUAAACGAAAUGAAGUUAUUGCUUUCUUGGCAUCCGAAUCCGAAAAACAAGAGAAAUUGUUUGAGACGCUGGUGGCGACAGAGAAAGAAAAAAUAAGGAUUGAAAAGGAAAAAUUGUUGGAGCUAAAAGCCAUACGGAAAUUGUAUGAACGCAUUUUAGAACGCAAUAUCGACAUUAUCUAACUUUUUUUAAAUUAUUAUAACCUUAACAAAGUAAAUGAAGAUUGCCAAGGUGUUUGUAAAGACUAAAAGGCUAGAGACCCUGUAAAGCAUAUACCAAUAGAAAUGAUCAGUAUGACGAGCUAAGUCGGUUUAACCAUGUUCGCCGGCCUGUCCGGCUGUCUGUAUAUGCUGUAUAAACUGAUCGAACAAAAUUCUUGAAAGGAAUCUUGAUUUUGUGAAGGGUAUUAUAGCUUCAUUGCAAAGAAAAUUAACAUGUUUUCUUGUUUCUAGUUUCUUUUAACAUUAUAUAAUGAAUUUUUAGUAAAAAAAAAUCUUUUAAUAUUAAAUUGUUUAUAUAAAAUAAAAGCACU
Messenger RNA from Bactrocera dorsalis (oriental fruit fly), 1096 nucleotides. RefSeq lists its product as uncharacterized. The record is from RefSeq and is a predicted model, not a curated record. NCBI's taxonomy places the organism in Eukaryota, Metazoa, Arthropoda, Insecta, Diptera, Tephritidae. The coding region runs from base 126 to 746 and encodes 206 amino acids. The transcript has 2 exons.